CCCGGGAAGCGGGGCCGGGAAUCGGGGGAUUCCUGUGGGAAGCGCUGAGCCCUUGGUCUCCGUGGCUGCGUGUUGUUAGCGCUGUGUUUUCCACGGGCCGAGCGGCGAUAGCCCGGGGAUGGAGCGAACGCACCGGCUGGAGCUGUUCCCGGAGCGCAGCGUCACGCUGCUCCUCUUCCAGCACGUGAAAAAUGCCGCUGCUCUGCGGAAAAAAGCCAUGGAAGGCUCCAUCGAGGGAGCACUGAUAAACCCUGCGAUGAUUGUAGAUCCUUUUCAGAUUCUUGUGGCAGCCAACAAAGCAGUGCAUCUACAGAAGAUAGGUAAAAUGAAGACCAGAACGCUCUAUGCAGAAAUUAUUUUCAGCCUUUCACCGAGCAACAAUAUUUCAGAUGCAUUUAAAAAGUUUGGCAUUUCAGACAGCGACACAGCAGUGCUCAUUGUGCUGGUUGUGGAUGGAGACAAGAACAUCAAUCUGGCAGAUAUAACAUCUCAGGUGGAAGGCCAGCAGGUUUCCCUAGAUGAACUCCCCCAGCUAACAGACACUGCCAAAGUUAAAAAGAUGUACAAAGUCACUCCACAGGAAGAAAAAAUUGGCACCUUAUUGGAUAGUGUUGUUUGCAGAAUGUCAACAAAAGAUGUUUUGUGAAAAGGUGGAAAUAAAUUUCAGAGGAAGUGAAGUAGUACUGAGUAGUGUGAUGACAUCUGAGCUUUAACCGAGCUUGGACACAAGGGUGACCUGAGCUGUGUUCUAAGCACAGACAGCAUGCCAAGCAGAACUUGCCAUUGACAUUGUGGUCCUUUUUCUUGACAAAGGAGAGUUGGCAGUACUUUAAGCUGAACUUAAACAAAAGGCUUGGAAAUUUGUACUUUCUUUUGUCAAAUGUUUUGGUAGUCCCAGAGAGAGUUCAAACAUUGUAAAUCAUUUUUGUUAACUGUGCUCUGAUUUGUUUUGGUUUGGCAACCCAAUGGAUGAUAUCCUUUUAACAAUGCUACUGCCAGAAAAGGCAUCUUUACAGCCCAAGUAUUUCUGAUGGAUUAGAAAGGGGAAAUUUUCCAUAAACAAUCAGCAGCAUCUCCCUCUUUGUGCUCCUGGGACAGAGUUGCUACCCACCCCUUGAGGACAGGAAGGGUGCCAUGCCAGCCAGUGGCAGUGUGCAGCAGGGGUGUCAGAGAUGUGCACAAUGAAGAAUGAGGUCAGUGGGUAGUGCUGUGGUGGUGUUAGCACCUGACACUCUGAUGUCAUCCACUGCUGGCUAUAAAGGAUAAGGAGCUUUUACUUCAUGACAUUGGUUUAUGCAUGAUGAUGCUGAACUUAGAGCCUGGUUACAGGUGCAGAAUUCACAGACAAAUUUCCACCAUAGGUUGUAUCCAUUGAAUUGUCAAUAGAGCUUACAUAGUAUUCUUAAAGGACAUAAAACUUGGUGUUCUGAACCACUGCUAGGGAAGGCCAUCAAAGGGAACUAGGAGGACUGUUGAUUUCCAGUAGUCACCAGGUGCAACAGCUGUGAAUGUGUAUCAUUUUAUCACAUGCAAGCAUCCUAAGUACUGUCCUAAUUAGGUAGAAAUCCAUACUCAUUGUUAUUAUUAUGGUGUAUUGUUUUUCUAAGAUGUGCAUAAAAUUACAGCUGUCUGCAUUUUUUUUCCUGAUGUUUUCUGAGGUAUUAUGAUUUGUGUAAUUAAAAGAUCUUUGGAAGAGAAUGCCUCACAUUCUUACACAAAGAUUUUGAAGGAGAGGUAGGCCUUAGAGUUCAUAAUAGUACAGUAAAUAGACCAGUGAACUAACAUAUAGACAUGGUUUUGUCUGUGUUUCUGUGUUUAAUACAGAAAUGUACAGCUUCAGUUUUGCAUUUUGAUUUCAUUUAAGUUUUCCCUUAGUUAAAACACAGUAGUACAAGUCCCAUCCUUUUCUUACCAACCAAACCAAUGGCAAAUUUAGUUACAAAAUACUAAGGGAAUGACAAGGUUUAUCAAAGGAUUAGGGGCAAAUGGCUGUGCUGACAUCUUGCUGUAAAGAUGGCUUUACAGAAUGCAUCAUCCUCUCUAAAGGGAAAUGUGAUGCAGUAGUAAAAAAUGGAGCUUGGAAGGACUUGAGUCUUCAAAAGUCUGUCACAACAGCAUGUGAGAAUGACCAUGGAAAAUAAAGAGACUUGUUUUCCUUUUCUGACAGUCCAGUUGGUACAUGGAAUAUAUCAUAAGGUUCACUGGCUGAACUGCAAUGUUUUUGUUAGUUUAAAAUAACAGCAGACAGGCUUACUUAAACCACUGCCUUUUUUGAGCACGUGUAAAACAUCUGUCCAGUCUGUUUAGUACAGGAGAAUAGUAAUAAAAUUAUGACUACAUAAAGUUUUGACACACCAAUUCCAAACUUGAGUUCCCAGUUUCUACUUCUCCAUCUAUUUCAUUGGUGUAGAGAAUUAAAUAGCUCAUUACUGUUGACAUAAGUUAAAUUGUGAUUUACUGUGAGACCCAAAUGAGGUGUUUUCAUGAGUGGAUUUACAGGAAAUUAUUUUGGGAGUUGAAGUCUCCAGUGUCAUUCAGUCAGGCAGAUGAUUUGAGGCUGUUUGUGUUGAAGACUAUGCCCUGCAAGACCACCGGUUUUCACAAGAUGUGGUUGCAUUAUCCAACUUAAAUGAGUUGUUUACAAAAACUGAUAAUAAAAGUAGAUUUUGUUCACCCUGCAAA
Molecule: messenger RNA, 2682 nt
Organism: Zonotrichia leucophrys gambelii
Lineage: Eukaryota; Metazoa; Chordata; Aves; Passeriformes; Passerellidae
Gene: TPRKB
Product: TP53RK binding protein
Exons: 4
Coding region: 119-646 (175 amino acids)
Biological process (GO): tRNA threonylcarbamoyladenosine modification
Cellular component (GO): EKC/KEOPS complex; cytosol; nucleus
Source: RefSeq, a predicted model, not a curated record